Parnassius apollo (apollo) is the source of this 3704-nucleotide messenger RNA. NCBI's taxonomy places the organism in Eukaryota, Metazoa, Arthropoda, Insecta, Lepidoptera, Papilionidae. The record is from the annotation of a GenBank genome assembly.
GAGUGGACAUUAACGAAGCUGAAUACUCUGUGUUCGUGGGACGAUGGACGGAAUGUACGACUGAUUUGAAAGGAGAACGUGAUCGCUCGGUUGACAGGUACAAUACACGUGUCGAAGAAGAUUCUUUGGUGCAUACACCUCACCUCGGACUACAACGCCGUCAAGUCCAGUGCCGAGGGAAGGAUGGACAAUUCGUUGAGGCUAUGUACUGUGGAACGGCUAUUUCUCACGUUGGUACAACGCGGGUGUGUGUGAUGCGCGAAGACUGUUCCCUGGCUGAAUGGUUGCCAUGGCGACCACGCUCGGAUGGUGCCCUAGUUCGCACCAGGAGAUUACGGCGAUUAGCUCAAGGUGGAGGCAAAGAGUGCGAUGUUGUUGAGGAAGUGCGUCCAGCUGCAUUGGAAGCCAGCGCACACUGGACACCUGGACCUUGGGGUCGCUGCCAAGUUGCUAUUUCCCAGCCGACUACACCAGCACCUUCGGAUGGCGACGACGAUGACGCGGAUGACAGUGACGCAUUGUACGACGACGACGAUGAUGAUGCUGACGAGCUGGACAAGUCGGGACCGGAAGCCAGCUGUGGUGGUGGCGUACAGCGGCGCGACGUCACCUGCGUCCGCGCUGAUGGGAGGGCGUUGCAUCCCGCUCAAUGUGCGCACGCGCCUAUGCCUACACUUGUGCAGCCCUGUGAGGUACCGUGCCCACGUGAUUGUGAAGUCGGUGAGUGGGGCGAAUGGGGCGCGUGUCAACCAAUCGACGGAUGUCCACUUUACCCUGUCCAAGAACUUACUGCUACUGGAUACAGCGUACGUCGUCGUCGCGUGACGUCAGCAGAAUCCGGUGGUGGUGCAAACUGCCCUCCUCUAGAAGAAAAGCGUACGUGCACGAUGCCCCGCUGUGCUUCGUGGAAGGCUCUACCCUGGGGACCCUGUGUAUUGAGCCAACCGCACACGACAUGCGGCCCGGGCAGGCGCAUGCGAGAACUGAGAUGCGUUGGACACGAUGGCAAAGAGGCGCAACGAGCUUGGUGCAGCGGCAGUAGCACCCCGCCUCGCAGCGAGCGGUGCCGCAUCGCGUGCCCGGGCGACUGCGUGGUGUCGGCCUGGUCCGCCUGGUCGCCCUGCACUGCUUCUUGCGCGGCGCCCACUCGCCCACGUCCCACUAGGACGCGUACGAGACAGAUCAUCGCCCAUGCUUCACCAAACGGAUGGCCAUGCCCAUCUCGAGACCAACUUAUCCAAAACGAGACUUGCAACAACCACGCUUGUGCCACAUACUCCUGGCUCGCAACGCCUUGGGGACCUUGUGAACGACGUCAUCAGGACUACAUGCCUACCACCAAUUACACGGAUUUGCAGGAAGGUGAACCUUACAACGAGAGCGACGAAGAGGAACCAUGUAUAGAAGAAGGUCAAAUUACUAGGAAUGUCAUGUGUGUCCAGAACAAUGCUGAUGUUGUUCGUGAUGCUUUAUGUUCUCCACUACGCCGUCCUCCAUCUCGUCGGUCUUGUACUUUAAGAUGUCGAAGAGGAUGCAGGGUUGAAGCUUGGAUGCCUUGGUCGCCAUGCCCCAACACAUGUGACCCAGGGAAACAAGUCCGCGUCCGCACGGUCCACGGCGGUCCGAACUGCGGACCAGUGCAGGAGACGCGGGACUGUCCCGUGCCGCCGUCGUGUCGCUCGCGGGACGCUGCCUGGAUCGCGGGCGAGUGGAGCACGUGCCGCCUGCCGCCUGGACAGAGAUGCGGACUCGGAUAUAGAGUUAGAAGCAUCUGGUGCGGUUCGGACUCUCACCGUGUGGAAGCUGGCGCGUGUGCCGGUCAACUUGUGCUGCCUAGUGUAGCCGCUUGCACUGUUACAUGUGAUCGUAUCGAGCCACUCACCUGUGAUGUAAUCUGCGCGGAUCCAUUGAAGUACCUAGACGCCUCUGACCCAGACGUUCCCAACUGUGUGUGCAAGAGCGUUUCUUUGGAAUUACUGCCGGCUGAUUCGGAUUGCAUUUUAUCUCCAGGAAUGGAGUGUGGAGAAGGUCGUACACUGAGGGCUGCCCGCUGUAUGGUCAAAGGUCGAGAUGUGCCUAUGGAUGUUUGUGAAAAAUAUCAUCCUCUAACUGGUCCGCGGCGCGUGCGCGAAGCAUCGACGGACGGGUUCGCGUACGACGAGGAGUUCCCGGCGCUGGUGCGCGGCGCGUGCAGCGUGCGGUGCGCGCGCGACUGUGCCGCCGGACCCUGGGCUCCCUGGGCCGCCUGCUCCGCAGAGCCCGGGUCGCGCACCGCCUUCAGAUUCCGAACCAGGGAGGUGAUAGAAGAAGGCUCAGCCGGCGGUCGGGAAUGCGGCGCCACGCUUCAGCGCGCCACCUGCCUCGUGCCGGAACCGAUGUGGGUCGUAGGGGAGUGGUCUAUUUGCACACCGCAACACGCUCUGUGCGGCAGGGCCAUCAUCAACCGAACUGUUGUUUGCCGGGACUCAAAUAGCAUGAAACUGGAGGACACGGAGUGCGUUGUGCGCGGGGCAGGCCAACCGCCUGCUAAAGAAGCCACGUGCCGGGCGCCCUGCCCCGCCGACUGCGUGGUCAGCGCCUGGUCCGAGUGGAGCCCUUGCGAGCAGACGAAGUGGGGAGGUCGUCGCGACCGGACUCGAGUGGUACUGCGGCCUGCUGACGACGGUGGUGCGCCGUGCCCGCACUUGGUCGGCGCGGAGCCAUGCGCCCCCCAUACAUACUCCUGGCAUGUUGCGCCUUGGGACGACUGCCAGCCCCUAGGAGGCUCUCCGUGUGGCGAAGGGACGAAGAGGAGGGCUGUGCGGUGCUUACGGAGUGACGGAGUAUUCGUGAAUGACUCAUUCUGUCCUAACGUAACAGCAACAGAAGCCCGCGAGUCGUGGUGCUAUGUUCCGUGCGGCGUGGACUGUGAGUUGAGCGAGUGGGGCGCGUGGGACACCUCCGCAUGCACUUGCGGUGAAGCGACAGUAGCGCGUCACAUGCGCCGGACAAGACAACGACUCACGGCAGCAGUGUGGCCAGGGCGGGCGUGUCCACCAACUGAGCAGCGUGCCCCCUGCCCACGCGAACCCUGCUUACGACUCGUCGCCAGACCUUCACUUGGCUGCCAUGUUCAGACUUCUACUGGCGACGAAGCGGACAACGCCUGUGGCUGGGGUGUCAAGGUAUCCCACGCGCGCUGUGAGUUGAGCGGAUCAGGAGACGCGGCUGAUAUUUACUUGGAACCUUGGCGGUGCGCUUCAGCCUUGCCCGGUCGCAUUGCGGCCCCACCGCUACAUUAUCAAGAGGACGAGACGUGCAAAGUGGAAUGCGGGUGCAAGGAGUCGGAGCUGGGAACGCCGGGCCCGUGGGGCGCGUGGGGCCCGUGCCGCGGUGGAGCGCGCUCACGCACGCGCCAGCUGCUCGUGCCGCCCACCAGACCCUGCCGGACCUCCUCCAGAUACGUGACGAUCGAGUGGGCUAAUUGUACCGGAUCGCCGGAUGAAAUCCCGGACCUGCUGUCGGUGGAGCGCGACGAAAAGCCGCGCCGUGCCUGGCUCGAACGUGACAACUACCAUAACGGAUAUAUUGAGGGAAGCAGUUCAGUUUUGGCUGUUGUAUGGACUGCGACAAUCGUGCUGAGCUUGUAUGGCGCUUUUAUGAUAUACCGCGGGCUCAGAAGAUGUUUGAGAAGCAGGAAAAUGAAAACCAUCACAAAAGUGUAA